Ornithorhynchus anatinus (platypus) is the source of this 2334-nucleotide messenger RNA. RefSeq names its product regulator of G protein signaling 7 (gene RGS7). The record is from RefSeq and is a predicted model, not a curated record. The transcript is spliced from 19 exons. Gene Ontology annotation, biological process: regulation of G protein-coupled receptor signaling pathway; intracellular signal transduction; G protein-coupled receptor signaling pathway. NCBI's taxonomy places the organism in Eukaryota, Metazoa, Chordata, Mammalia, Monotremata, Ornithorhynchidae. Bases 156 to 1643 code for a protein of 495 amino acids.
CGAUGACGACGACGAGGACGAACGGGGCUCCGCACAGAGCGAGCGCUUAACGGACGCCAUCAUUCCGAUGACGACGAGGUCGAUGACGGUGGUCAUCAUCGGGGGGCUACCGGAUCGUUCCGGCGUUGAAGAGCGGAUCCGAUCCGGUGGAGGACAUGGCUCAGGGGAAUAACUAUGGGCAGAGCAGCAAUGGGGUGGCUGACGAGUCCCCCAAUAUGCUGGUCUACAGAAAGAUGGAAGAUGUGAUAGCGCGCAUGCAAGAUGAGAAAAACGGGAUCCCUAUUCGAACGGUCAAAAGCUUUCUGUCUAAGAUACCCAGCGUGUUUUCCGGCUCGGACAUUGUUCAGUGGCUAACGAAGAACUUAACUAUAGAAGAUCCCGUGGAGGCCUUGCAUCUGGGAACUUUAAUGGCAGCCCAUGGCUAUUUCUUUCCCAUCUCAGAUCACGUUCUCACGCUAAAGGAUGACAGCACUUUUUACCGUUUCCAAACGCCCUAUUUUUGGCCGUCCAAUUGUUGGGAGCCGGAAAAUACAGACUACGCCGUUUACCUCUGCAAACGAACAAUGCAGAACAAAGCCCGGCUGGAACUGGCAGACUACGAAGCGGAGAGUCUGGCGAGGUUGCAGAGAGCUUUUGCCCGGAAAUGGGAGUUCAUCUUCAUGCAGGCGGAAGCGCAAGCCAAAGUUGACAAGAAAAGAGACAAGAUAGAAAGGAAGAUCCUUGAUAGCCAAGAGAGAGCAUUUUGGGAUGUACACAGACCUGUGCCCGGGUGUGUGAACACCACUGAAGUGGAUAUCAAGAAGUCAUCCCGAAUGAAGAAUCCCCACAAAACCCGGAAGUCUGUCUAUGGAUUACAAAAUGACCUCAGAAGCCACAGCCCAACCCACACACCCUUACCGGAAACGAAGCCUCCGACAGAAGACGAGUUACACCAACAGAUAAAAUAUUGGCAAAUACAGUUAGACCGACACCGAUUAAAAAUGUCCAAAGUUGCUGACAGUCUCCUAAGCUACACCGAACAGUACGUGGAAUAUGAUCCGUUUCUAGUACCACCAGACCCCUCAAAUCCCUGGAUGUCAGACGACACAACCUUCUGGGAGCUGGAAGCAAGCAAAGAGCCCGGCCAACAGAGAGUGAAGCGAUGGGGUUUCGGCAUGGACGAGGCCCUGAAGGAUCCCGUGGGCAGAGAACAGUUCCUCAAAUUCUUAGAGUCCGAAUUCAGCUCGGAAAACUUGAGGUUCUGGCUUGCUGUGGAAGAUCUGAAGAAGAGAACGAUCCGAGAAGUUCCCACCAGGGUCCAGGAAAUAUGGCAGGAAUUUCUGGCUCCGGGAGCCCCCAGUGCCAUUAACCUGGACUCCAAAAGCUAUGACAAAACCACCCAGAAUGUCAAAGAACCAGGACGAUACACUUUUGAAGACGCUCAGGAGCACAUUUACAAACUGAUGAAAAGUGACUCCUAUCCACGUUUUAUACGAUCCAGUGCCUACCAGGAGCUGCUACAGGCAAAGAAAAAGUUGGAAAACUCAAUGGAUCGCCGAACAUCUUUUGAGAAAUUCACACGCAAUGUGGGCAGAAACAUCCCUAUUUUCCCAUGCCAUAAAAACUGUACACCAACAAUGAGGGCCAGCACUACCCUGUUAUGAAAAGAGGGGAAAGCGCUCACAUCAAAGAGGUUAACCGGUCUAGUUCAGCCCUACUAAAAGGAUCUCGUUGUAGCAUGGAAGCAGGCUCGAGUCAUUAUACGUACAUUGUAGCUCAUUGAUUAUGUGGAGCAGUGGACAGGACGUUUGCAUGAACCGAGGACUCGUUUUCUCUUGUGUACGCUAAGGCAUUAAAGACUCUGAGGGAACUUACCUUCUCGAUACCUCCAUUUCAAAACGUUGUCUGCUCACCUCCUCCUUCAUAUCAAGCCGGAUUUGUGUCUUUUAUUUUCCUACAAGUUCGAGUACGGUGGAAACAACAAAAACAUUUCAGAAAAGCUUCUGCUAGGCACACGGUUUAUUUACGAAAGAUAUCGUCCGUCGCAGAUCCGGAGGAAAUGUAAAAAGACCAUAUAGCUAAUAAAUAUCCGUAGGGCAUCAUAUUUACUGGAGAAUAAAUUAGCACAGAAAGUUUCAUUUCACCGAUGUAUUCCCAGUUGGAAAGAAAUCUUUGUCCUUGUCUGUUGUCUGUACAAUUCUCUGUUCACGUUUCUUGCCUUUAUUUUUAUACCAUAUUUAAAGAAAGACACCUUUUUCUCCAGAUGUAUUAAAGUCGAUCCCUUCUCUGUAAAUUUGUGUAUGUUUAUAUUGUCGGUUUAUCUUUCAUUAAAAGAUGCAGAAUCUCGGUUCAUUU